Messenger RNA from Marmota flaviventris (yellow-bellied marmot), 2152 nucleotides. It is a transcript of the gene Rcn1, whose product is annotated as reticulocalbin 1. Gene Ontology annotation, cellular component: endoplasmic reticulum. Gene Ontology annotation, molecular function: calcium ion binding. NCBI's taxonomy places the organism in Eukaryota, Metazoa, Chordata, Mammalia, Rodentia, Sciuridae. The record is from RefSeq and is a predicted model, not a curated record.
CGCCGCGCUGCGAGCCCCUACAGCCGAUCCGCCGCUCGCGUCGCCCGCUCCUGCCUCCCUCGCGGCCGCCCUCUCCUCCGGACCAUGGCGCGCCGUGGCCGCUGCCGCCUCCUGGGGCUCGCCCUGGGGCUGCUGCUGGCGCUAGCGCUGGCGCCGCGGGCGCUGCGGGCCAAGCCCACGGUGCGCAAGGAGCGCGUGGUGAGGCCCGACUCGGAGCUGGGCGAGCGGCCGCCCGAGGACAACCAGAGUUUCCAGUACGACCACGAGGCCUUCCUGGGCAAAGAGGACUCCAAGACCUUCGAUCAGCUCACCCCAGAAGAGAGCAAGGAGAGGCUGGGGAAGAUUGUUGAUCGAAUUGACAGUGAUGGGGAUGGCUUUGUCACCACCGAGGAGCUGAAAAGUUGGAUCAAACGGGUGCAGAAAAGAUACAUUUAUGAUAAUGUUGCUAAAGUCUGGAAGGAUUAUGAUAGAGACAAAGACGAUAAAAUUUCCUGGGAAGAAUACAAACAAGCCACCUAUGGAUACUACCUGGGAAACCCCACAGAGUUCCAAGAUAGUUCCGAUCAUCAUACCUUCAAAAAGAUGCUGCCACGUGAUGAGAGAAGGUUCAAGGCUGCAGACCUCGAUGGGGACCUGACAGCUACUCGAGAGGAGUUCACUGCCUUUCUACAUCCUGAGGAGUUUGAGCAUAUGAAGGAAAUUGUGGUGUUGGAAACUCUGGAGGACAUCGACAAGAAUGGGGAUGGGUUUGUGGACCAGGAUGAGUACAUUGCCGAUAUGUUUUCUCACGAGGAUAAUGGCCCUGAGCCAGACUGGGUUUUGUCUGAACGGGAGCAGUUCAGUGACUUCCGAGACCUGAACAAGGAUGGGAAGCUGGACAAAGACGAGAUUCGCCACUGGAUCCUCCCUCAAGAUUAUGACCAUGCCCAGGCCGAGGCCAGGCACCUGGUAUACGAGUCGGAUAAGAACAAGGAUGAGAAGCUAACUAAAGAGGAAAUACUAGACAACUGGAACAUGUUUGUUGGAAGCCAAGCUACCAAUUAUGGGGAAGAUCUCACUAAAAAUCAUGAUGAACUUUGAAUAGACACUCACUAUAAUGUGGCAGAUUGUCAUACGCUUUCAUUUAUUGUCUUGGGUGGUUGCUACAAUUGUCUAAUUUACAGUAGUUGUGUCCCCCCAAAAGCAAGUUUAUACCUCAGAUUGGGGUACAAAUGAUUUUUUCACUCAAGAUCUACUGGAAAAUGGUCAUCACUAUUUUUUCAGUAAGAUUUCUCUCAAAGCACAUUACAAUCUUGGCAAAUUGCAAUUCUGCAUGGGGACACAUUGCUACAACAUGACUUUUUAAGUUUUUUUCCACUAAAUUUAAAUGAAAGUGGAAUAAAACUUGAAAAAAAAAAAACCCUAUUAUUCUUAAGGUUGGGUGGGAGGGGCAGUAUAUGGAGUGACUGCUACAUAUUUCAACUAUCAGGGUUUUUUGUUGUUGUUUAUUUUUUUAUUACUUGCCACUGCUAAAAAGUUGGAGAAGUAAAGAUUCUGAUGAAGCUAGAUAGUGGCAUUGUCCCAGGUAGCCUUAUUUCCGAGCAAGUCUAACAUUUCAGAUUCUUUCUUCCUUUUUACUCUGAGCUGUUACUGUAAGUGGUAUAUAAAACCUCUGUGCGUUUUUAUGAACAGACCUGCUAAUGUGCACAAUAAAUCCACAUUUUCUUUUUGUUUUUAUGUAAACUGAGAAGCAAUCAAGAAAGAUAAUGUGAACAAGAAAGGAGUUUUAGAGGUAGGGAAAAGACGAAUGUCAAGCAUUUGAAGAACUAUAGGAAAAUGAUAAACACUUUAAAUAUACUUGAGAAAAUUUUCUUGACAAGUAAAUGAGGUAGGUCUGAUCUUUGAAAUAGUGAAUAGAAAUACAGUCCGUUUCUUCAGUGAUCCUCAAUUGGAAUGAGACCGUGGGAUCACAAGAAAGCAAAAUGUAGUGGAGUUCAUUAGUGAACGUGAAUCCCUCACCUCGGAUCUGCCUCCAGGAUUGUUGACACUGUGGGAUUGGGAUUGUGAUGUUCCGAGCCAUUGACUGAACUGGCAGAAAUGAUGACUACAAGCUGAAAUUCCACCUUGUGAGUAGGAAGUGAAAUAAAGGAUCCCGAGAGGAUUUUCUACUGUG